Parus major (Great Tit) is the source of this 12635-nucleotide messenger RNA. It is a transcript of the gene NHSL1, whose product is annotated as NHS like 1. Gene Ontology annotation, biological process: cell differentiation. The coding region runs from base 560 to 5623 and encodes 1687 amino acids. Lineage: Eukaryota; Metazoa; Chordata; Aves; Passeriformes; Paridae. The transcript is spliced from 8 exons. The record is from RefSeq and is a predicted model, not a curated record.
UCACCAGGCUUUUCUCUAAGGGAGAGCAGAGAAGCCAGAAUGAGGCGGCAGAAGUGUAGUAGUCGCUUUAUUGUCCCCCAUGAGCUGUGCCAUGCCAGGGAGUGAUCUCUGCCGGCUCUUCCCUCCUCGUGGGCUGUUUUGGAUGAGCCAGAAGAGAGGACUGAAUUGCCUGCACGCUCCUGGGCAGCGAUGCCAGGGAGAAGAGUGGAGCUACAGUUUUUGCUGUUGAGUGGAGAAUGGGGAAAACACUUGUCUCAGUGCUAUCCUCUGCUCAGCCCUUACAUGCUCCGCUGAGCUGCUGCAAGGUGCCACUUUCUGCUGCUUUUCUCCCCUUUGUUUUCUUUGGCAGCUCCCUAAGUGCUGUAUCAAAACAGCUUCAGGGGAGCUGCGCUGGCACAGCCACCUAUCUCCAUACUGGUGCUGGUUUAAAGGCAGCGAGAAGAAACCUGAAGUGGGAUUGAGUUUGUUCAGCCUCCCACGAAAACCGCUGAGAAAGGGGACAGGAACAAUUUCAGAGAGGUCUCUUUGGAACCGACGCCAGUGGCUGGCUUGAAAGAAAAUGAAAAAGGAGUGUGUUUCGAGAUCUUUCAAACUCAAACAAAACCCAGGCUCCCUCUCGCGUGCUGUCAGCUGGAUAAAUUUCUCGUCCUUGUCAAGGCAGACAAAGAGAUUGUUUCGCAGCGAUGGGGAGCUCUCCUCCAUGUGCGUGCAGCAGGUAGAGGAGGAUGACGAGAACUGGACCUACCGGAGCCAGCAGAGAAAAGCUGUUUCCAACCUAGAUGAAGAGAGUAGAUGGACUGUGCACUACACUGCUCCAUGGCACCAGCAGGAAAAUGUCUUCCUACCCUCCUCAAGACCACCUUGUGUGGAGGACCUGCACAGACAAGCCAAGCUGAACCUCAAGUCAGUGCUGAGAGAGUGUGACAAGCUGCGGCGGGAUGGCUACCGGAGCUCACAGUAUUACUCUCAGGGCCCCACCUUCUCCUCAUCCUCCAGUGCAAUCUGUGGAAGUUACCAGGAUGAUUAUGAAGAAAUUGAACAAAAGUGUCCUGUCUCUCCCCCUGAAGAAGAAAAGCUUAUUACCAUCAAAAGGCCUAAAAGUCCAGCUACAAGUGACUUAUCAGAUAUCAACACCCAAACCAACUGGACUAAGUCUCUCCCACUGCCAACGCCAGAAGAGAAAAUGCGACAACAAGCGCAAGCCGUCCAAACAGAUGUGGUUCCUAUUAAUGUGACUGGGGAGAAUUUCGACCGCCAAGCCAGCAUUCGGCGGUCUCUAAUUUACACAGACACGGUGGUAAGACGGCCGAAGAAAGUCAAAAGGAGAAAGACUAUUACAGGAAUCCCUGACAACAUACAAAAGGAGCUAGCAGUUGGUACUGGCCAAAGUGAUUUCCGAGGGCAUUCGAUGUAUGUCCCAGAUCACUGUUCCACGCUAGGGAGACUAGACAGCUAUCGCUCUGCCAUGCAGCGCUCUGAAACCAAGGACACCAGCUGCCAGACGGAGGAAGUUAAAGUUGUGCCCCCUUCAAUGAGAAGAAUACGAGCACAGAAGGGACAAGGCAUUGCAGCCCAGAUGUCUCAGUUCUCCAGCUCAUCUGGAAACAUGUCAGUGAUGAGUGAUUCUGCUGCAGUUAUAUUUGCUUCUCGCCAAAAUAACGACAUAGGUUUUCACAGCUUGCCUCGGGUCGGUGCGAGAGUGUCUCUGCAGUCCCUAGAUCAGACACAGAGCAUGAUGUCGAGGCAGACAGAAGACAUUGCUGGCACUUUACCCCACCAGAUAAGUAAAUUGCAAGUGGAUGAUAGUGUUGUGCAUCUGAGGAAUAAUCCCACGAUGGGGACCCUGUCGAGGCCAAAGUCUCAAGAAGUGAGAGGCUGUGAUAGUGAGAAGUCCUCAAGCCCAGCAUGUGUGGUCUCUCCUCAUGCCACUUACUCGACGAGCAUCAUACCCAAUGCAACACUGUCAUCCUCCUCGGAAGUUAUCCUUAUUCAUGCUGCCCAGAGUGCUGGAUCAUUGGACAGUAAAAUUUCCAGUUCCACUGCCUUUCCAAAUCCAAGAGACAAUCCUGCUGCCAGCAGUGCAAUAAGUGGGAAAGAAGAUCACCAUUCUUCAAGUGGUAACUGGAGUGAGAGUAGCUCCACACGCCACUCACAGACUUCAGAUACCAUCCCAUCUAACACUGUCAUGAUGCUUUCCCUUGGUGACUCUGCUGUCUCUCUAAGCACUCCUGGGAAUGCAGAGGCUGGGUCUCAGAGCACGAGCUACAGCUGUAGGAACACCGCUGCUUUAGCAAGCCCUUCCCAGGACAGCGAUGGCCGGAGUGAAUCCAGCUAUUCUGGGGAGCGAGCACAGGCAGCAGUGAGCAGCACGGAGCAUUGGUUGUACAAGUCUUCAGAAAACAGCGAGACUCCUUCACGCAAGGUGGUUUGUACCACGCCAGGCUGUGCCACGCCCAGUAGCAACCUGAGCAGCAGCAGCCUGGAGAGGACGUCGGUCAGGGACGAUUCCACUUCCCUCUAUUCUGUGGACCAUGAUGGCUAUUAUGGCUCCGUGCAUAUGGACUCCGGACUGAAGUCAGACAUGCCAUGCAACACUACUAAUGGUUUUGAGAACCUCAGAGACAGUGUGAUAAAUGUCUUUGAAGGAAAGGAGAAGAAACAUCUGGAUGACCACUCGGGCCAAGGUGACAAAUCCCUUGCAAGAAACAUCUCACUGAAAAAGGCAAAGAAGCCACCUUUGCCACCAUCCAGAACAGACUCACUCAGAAGGAUGCCUAAGAAAAAAGCCCAAUCCAAUGGACAGGUACUUGAUGAAACCCUCAUUGCCACCCUCCAGCAUUCUCUGCAGCUGAAUCUCAAGUGCAAAAAUGGCAGCUCCCCUUCCCAGAGCCCCUGCAGCGAUUAUGAAGACCCCUGGGUGUUGCGCUCUCGCAGCCAAAGUUCGGUGAGUGCAAGCAGCAGCAUGAUGUCCACCACUGCUCCAAACCUGUACUCCAUCUGCACGGUCACUCCCUCCCAGAGUGAAACAAGUAGCAUAAAGUCAGAGUAUGCUGACCAGUGGGGUUACUUCAGUGACUAUGCCGCAGUGGCAGAUGACCAGAUGAAAUCUCCGGUGACCCAUUCUGCCAGUACAUCAUCUGCUCUCAGCGAUUACAGCAUCAGCCACUUCAGUGAUGGCUCAAGGGCUUCUGUGCCCCAAGUGCCCAGUGGACUGGCCAAACCAAAGAGUGCUUCUCCAGAGAAAUCCCACCGAGUCACUUCGCCAUCGAGUGGGUACUCCAGCCAGUCCAAUACACCCACUGCGCUUACUCCAGUGCCUGUACUUGUAAAGUCUGCAUCAUCAGGAAAUGGGAAGUCCAAGCUGAAGCCUAAAGUGCCUGAAAGGAAGUCCUCUCUUCUGUCUUCAGUCUCCAUGUCUUCGUCAUCCACUUCUCUUUCUUCAAAUACAUCUACGGAAGGGAGUGUGAGCGUGAAGAAAUUGGACCCUGCUGUGAGCCCUCCUGUGGAUUCUGGUGCUCCUCUUCCAACACCUCCACAUUGCCCUGAACUUUCUCCUCCUCCUCCUCCUCCUCCAGCAGAAGUCAUGGAUUUGUCACCAUUGUCUGCCUCUCCCACAUUCCCCCCGCCUCCACCAGAAGCCAGUGUAAAUUCUACCUUUGCUCAGACUGUGCCAUGGUUUCCGCAAGAAGCCUCCAUCAGUUCAUUCUACUCCCCUGUUCCUCCUCCUCCUUCUUGCCCCUUAGCUGUCCCACCACCAGCACCGCCACUUGAUCCCAAAAUAACAAAAGGUGCAGCCAUACUCCCACAGUAUUCUUUCAAGAAACGCAACCAGGAUGAUUCUUGCUACAGUCCAGUGAAGCAGCCACUCAACAAGCAGGAUUCAUCCAGACCUGUGAUGCCAUUAGUAACCACCAAAGCACUGCAAAUGGUACAGUUGAGGUCUGUGAAAAAAUCAACAGAAGGUGAGCCAUCAACUGAAUCUGUUUCUGAAACCACCUCUCAGGAAAAAGGUACUGCAAAUACAUUGUCACAGUCUUUGCUAAAGCCAUCUCUCUCACUAAAACUCAGUACCAGCUUAGGCGAUGAGGAAAUGAAAAUUCAAGGCACUUCAUUUAAAAAUGCAGUUCAAACACUGUCUCGGGGUUCUCCUCUCAUUCUCCCUGAUAACACACCUGUACUUGACAGUGACAAAAAGCCGAUGAGUGCAGUAGGUCUAAAGAAAUCUUCUGAAGCUGAUGCUCUGGGGUCAGCCACUGAUGACACACCUGAGUCCUCAGUGCAGAGUGAAGACCUCCCUUCAGGCAUGUCACUCCAGGGGUCACCAGCAUCUCCUGACAAGACUCAGGUUGUAUUGCCAAGCAAGAAACCACCUCCUAUUUCAAAGAAACCCAAACUGUUCCUUCUGGUACCACCUCCACAGUUAGACCUUACAGUGGAGAAAGCAGCUGAAGCGAGUGAUACUGCCAGAAGCCCGACUAAGAGAGACGCUGUGCUUGCACACUCUGAGGAGGCGAGAAAUUGUCUUACAGAUGGACUCGGUUCUAGCGAGAUGGACUCUGGCAGCCUGGUUCCUGAGGGAGGAGCUGCUGGAUUCACCUUCUCUGAGACAGUGGGAGCGAAUGCCUUUGUGGUACAGCCUGCUGCAUCACCAGUUCAAGAAGAACCCAGGCAGGAGGAGCAGUCUGCUUUUGAUGAAGGAAGCAGUUCAGGCAGCAGCCAAGACAGUGGCAGUAACACUGACGGGCACCUAUCUCAAGAGAACGAAAGUGUGGAGGUGUUUGAAUCAGACACAGCCAAUAGUUCAUUCCUGCCAAGCAGUAGUUAUGGGGAAGACACGGACGGAGUGGCAACACCAGCAAGACCAAGGACUACUGAGGAUCUUUUUGCAGCCAUUCACAGAUCCAAAAGGAAAGUCCUUGGCCGUAAAGAUUCUGAAGACGACCGUACCCGCAACCAUUCUCCGUCACCCCCCGUAACUCCCACUGGUGCUUCCCCAAAUUUAGCUACCCUCAAACAAGCCGGGUCUAUUCAGAGAAGCGUUCGCAAGAGCAGCACCAGCAAUGACAACUUCAAAGCCCUGCUGCUGAAGAAAGGGAGUCGCUGUGACACCAGUUCCCGUAUGUCCGCAGCAGAGAUGUUGAAGAACACGGACCCGCGGUUCCACCGGACAAAGACAGAUGCCUCCCCCGACCUUUCCGACAGCCCUGCCAGCUGCUCGCCCAGCAAGAGCAAACGGGCCCAGGAAGAGUGGGCCAAGAGCGAGGGCCUGAUGCCAAGGAGCAUGUCCUUCUCUGGCACGAGGUACGGCCGGUCACGGACACCCCCGUCUGCUGCCAGCAGCAAGUACAACGUCCGCAACCGCAUCCAGAGCAGCCCCAUGACUGUCAUUAGUGAAGGAGAUGGGGAAGUGGUGGAGCAGUCCGAGGGCAGGGUCCAGAGGACUUUGGAAGAGCAGCAAGAGGGGCAGCUUGAUAUGUUUAACAGUGAUGAAAUGGACAUGAAUGACUUUCCAUAUGCUGAGGAGGCAGGCUGCAAGGAGACCUUGGAUCCGGCCCAUGCAGACUUAAUGACUCAACCAGGUGCUUCAAGGAAGUACCUAAACUCUUCAGCUGAAGAAAGUUAAAAGGCAGCGUGACAAAAGGCUUCGGAUAUUAGUCUAGAAAAUCACAGGGACUAGAUUCCAGAAGAAGGCCCAGACCAGGACAAGGUUACUUUGCUGAGCAUUUAUUCCACGAACUGCAUGUGUAUGUUUAAAUGCUAAAGCAAUGGUGGUUCUGCAUGGUUGGGUUGGGGUGGGGAGCACUUGCUUUGAAUGAGUGGUCUGUGGCGUGAAGAAAGUUAACAGCUGAAUUUUUUGUGUAAAGCCUUAGAAGUCCUUUUGUGGGUUUGGGGUGGGGAAGUUUUCUCAGAGUCUGUAGGGGUGUGAAGUUUUUCUUUUUCUUGAGACUGCAAUUGUGCAAGCAAAAUUUAGGAAUAAGCCUGAAAUGGGAAGGCUCCUGUGGUACAAGCUGGACAUUUGGUUCAAAAGCAUUGUAGUGAUGCAGCGUAGUGCAUUCGUUAAGCGGAGGGAGGCACAGUGAGGCACAUUCACCUCUGAGAAGAGGGUAGCAGGGUUGGUGCUGGGGUUACAUGGCUCCUUGGUGGAGUAUGGCCCAGCGUUUGAUGAAGCAUGUCCUGCUCGAGCAAUGAGCUCACCAGGUUAUGGGUUGGUCCAGGGUACUGUGCUUGUAAUUCUUUUUCCUGAGGGAAAAUGAACUGUGUAGUUAUCGUGGAAAAGGGAGCUGAUUUUAUAACACACUACUAGCUGCUGUGCAGCCACACACGUUCACUUGGUGAAACACACGUUUCCAGGUGAUUUGCUUCCUUGGCUGGAGUAUUCCCUUAGAGAAUUAGAACAGCUGGAUGUGUGCAGAGGGUACAAGCAGACAUCAGGAAAGUGGGAGAUGAAUGAAGGAGUGUAGUGCCAGAAUUUGGAAGGGUUACAGUCAUGGUUUAGGAAUGGUAUUCCCCAAUUUAGUGUUCUCACCAAACCACUCCAAACCAUGUACUGCUCACUCACUCCCCUCUGCUCUUACCUCUACGGGUGGCUGGAGAGGAGAAUUGGAGGCACAAAAGGUGAAGGUUGGGGGCUAUAAAAGAAGAAUUUACUGGAAACAGCAGUGAAGUAAAAAAUGGACAGUAGCAGCAACAACACUUAGAAAGAGGUGAAUGGCUCACAGGUGACUGCUCACCACGCAGAGCCUGGUAAUGUGUGACCUGCUGCCCCACGUCCUUGUCCCCAGCAGUGUUGUGAGGUGGUGUAGGAUAACCUCUGUGUCCUGGCCACGGCUCCUCCUGGCUACUGCAAAAAGUGAACCCUGUCCUGGCCGGAACCAGGGCAGCUGUGUUUCUGAAUUAGAAAGAGAAAUUUGACUUGCACUACUGCACUACUUGCAAAGCUGUAGGUGGAGCCCGUCUUUCAAAACUGAAACUUGGGAGUUGUGUAUUGCCAGAAAUCUGUCUUUCAUUUAUCAAAAUAUGGGAGACUAUUACUUUUCAUCACUUGAAAAACAGAUACGUGCUAACUUUUGGUUACCAAAGAAUAAGUUACAGUUACUUUCCUUUUUGAUUUGCCUGCAGUAUUGCUCUUCUUUUUUAACCUUAAUAAUUUAGUGAGGUUCGUUUUUAUUGUAUAUUUUACAGAUAAUAAGAACAUUUAACGGUUUUCCAAUUGUAAGAAGACCAUUAAUUAAAACUGAAAUAUUGGCUGGAGUUUUUGGUUCUUGGUAGGAAUGAAGCUUUUAAUUUUUAAUAAGAAUUUUGCAUCAUUUGAUGGCAUGCUCAGUUUUUGUAUUGUUUGUACAUAUUGAAAGUUGUUAAAAUAUCUUUUGAUCUCCUUACCGUAGAAUUUUUACAUUUUUAGAUUGCUUUUAAGAAGAAAAAGCACUCUUUGUAGAUUAUUUAUUUUAGAGAAAUAUGCUUGUAAUCUCUUUCUUCAAUCCUUUACUUGUUAGUUAUGUAAAUUUCAGGGGCCUUCGUUUAACUCUUCCCUUCACAGGAGGGGAAUAGUGCUGAAAAUGCUGUGACUUUGCUUCAAUAAAGGAAAAGCCUGCCAGUUGCCAUAUUGUCUUUUGAGUUGAUUAAAAUCUCCUUCAAAAGAUAUGUCCUGCAGCGUAUGGCAACCCACUGAAUGCCAUAAUCCAUGCAUCCAGCUACUAAUCUCCAGUUUUCAUUGCAAAAUUUACUAAUUCACUUUAGAGGCAACUAAAGUGUACUCACACAUCCAUCCCAUUUUGGUAUCUCAAUUCUGAGACUAAAAAAAUUUAAAUAAUCCUAAGAUUUUUUCCAGUGUCAUGUGAGUGUUUCUACUACUUCUCUCCUACUUGCAACCUGUCCCAGAAAACUAAAAUUUUUGGAGAACCAGAUUAUAAGCAGAGUGAGUGAGAAGUGAAAUGGACAAACUGAAUGCAGCUGCACUCACUGGAACAAGGGUGGGAUUAACUGGUGCGCAGCAAAUUUUCUACCCUUUUUACAUGCCAACUGUAUUGAAAGAGCCAUUGGAUUUUUUAAAUGAAAAUAAAACCUAAUUGGAUAAAGUAGUUUGUUUCAGAUAUUAAUACUGAUCUGAACUGCAUCCUGUUACAAAGAGAUAGCGGUGGCAGAAUGUUUUGCACUAAACAUCCUGUGAAUGUUGCUUUGGUCCGUCUCCCACAGCUGAUCACAUGAAACAUGAAAGGACCAAGUCUUUUCCACAGCAGGUGCUGUCCUUUGAAAGCCAUGCUAAAUGCUAUGCCACCAUCCUGACAGAAUAAUGUGUAAUAAAUAAUACUCAGGUUUGUUUUAUUUUUUAUGGAUGAGAAAAUCAUCUAAGUGAAAAAUGGAUGCACUGGGCAAAAUUGUAUCUGGUGCCUGCAGCUUUUGCAGCCAUUUGCAGCCUUUUGCAUCAAGUGCCUGUAGGAGGGAGCAUAGCCAGCUUGUUUCCUGGUGAUGGCCAGCUGAUGCUGUGCCAGUGAUUUUUAUGGGCUACGUGUGGAACAUGUGGGAAAAGCCUGACUUAAAUGCACACCAUCUUGUCAGUGCAGGAAGACGAGAUUAAACUUAAUGUAGCCCAGGCUGAAUUUCCUCUCUGGCCACAGGUAGCCUUGAUGCUCCUCUAAAACCCACAUCUGCUGAACUUGGGCUGAAGUUCAGGCUUUGGCUAACGUGCAGAAGGCAGUGUUCAUGCAGCCCUACUGAUGUUGCAACGUGACAUUUUACACAGUACAAGGUGUAGCAAAAUACCUUAAGUAUGCUGAAAUAUAUUUAAUGGUGCUUAUUUUUACCAUUUAUUUCGGUAGCUGAUAUAACUUUCUUACAGAGGUGUCACCAUGUCAUCUCCCCACAGGCAGAACUGGUUAAUUAUUUUGUCAUGCUUACAACUUCAAAGUUGCUUUCUUAGUUAAGGUUCCUCCAUAGGGAGGUUUUGCACUUGAGGUUUUAUUGGUCUACAGCUGUAGAUUAAAUUUAGCAAACCUUUGCUAAAGACAUCCAGAGCAGAAGGAGAGGAAGACACAUAUAUGUAAACUUGGCUGUGCUGAAGAAAAAAAGCAGACUUGUCAUCCUGAUGCUUCAUGCAUCAUACUGUUCCAGGGCUUGUUUGGAGUUUACAGCUGGUCUACAGUUUGCCUCUAAAACAAGAAUAUUGAAGGUAGAUGUGAGAUUAAUUUCUGGUUUCUUCUUUACUGGGAAUGGUUUUCAGCUUCAGUCUUUUUCUAAAUCCUGCCCUUUGUUAACUCAUUUCAUGUUUCAUUCCUUUAUGUUCAAAGUUCUGCUAUCAGAUGUAGGCAGCCCCAAUAACCCUGUGAAUCAGCCCUCCAGUUAUUCUGUCAGUACCUUCACAAGGCUCUGGGGCAUUUACAGGUCUUCACUACUGUUUGUGGAAAGGAGAACUUAUUACCUUAAUUGAAAUGAUGGAGGUUAUGCAAGGAGCAAUAGCUUGGUGAGAGGAGGUUUGGAAGGCUACUGGAUAUCAGUUAAAAUAAUUGGGAAAGAAGUGGAUUUGAUGAAUACAGGAUUUUGAGAAGACGGGACUGGGACGCUGGUUCCUGCAUAAGGCUCAGCCUGAAAGAAGGCGCUGCAGAAAAGGUGAAGCAAGGAGAUUACUGAGAAGUACAGUGAAUGCACAGGUUAAGGUAUGGGGUGGGCAGGCUAGUGCAGAUUCUAGAUGAUAAAGAAGUUUCAGCAAGUACAGAAGAGAGAAAAAGGCAAAGGAACAACAGAACAGCCACAGCAAGGAGGAAGAAAAAAUUUUGGCCAUGUGCUUCAUCCUAGGCCAAAGUCAGUCAAACGUGGGGGAAAAGAAUCCAAAACCCCUAACAAUUUAGAAGAGGAAAAUGAGCAACACUGGGUAGGUGGCUUGAACACCUAAAUGUGGAAAGAAUAAAGGGGAUUGAUUGGUUGGUUGAUUGAUUGAUUGAUUGAUUGGGAAGAUCAAAGCUCAGAUUGAUCUUGUCUAAUUUCUGCCAACAACUCUGCAUCCAGUGGUUCCAAUGGACUGGGUACAGGUCUCCGGACACUUGCAUUGGGAUAACUUGUUAAACCUUCAGUCAUUUCCUGAAGCAAAGAGAGGCCACUCAUGCAUGCAGCACAGGGAGGAAUGUGUUAAUACUACUGCAAGCAAAUAGACCUUGUUUGAUGUUCUUUGGAUACCACAAAGUUGUGGAAAAGUCAUUUAUAGCAGCAGUCAGUGUUCAAACAAAGCCAUUGCCACAGUAUAUUUGAAUGAUUCAAAAUGAUGCAUUGUUUGAUUUUAUAGGAGAGAACUAAAAGGAUGGACUUCAAUGGUAAAACAAAGUCUUACAUAAUUUACAGUGGCAAUGAGGAAUCAUUUUAUCCGUUUUAUUUAAAAUAAUAAAUAUAUAAAUAAAAACAUUUAAAACUUCUGUACUCAUGGAAGGGAACACAAUGGCUUUACAUUUGGUAGCUUUCUGAGUUCCCCCCUUAUACUUAAUUUUCUGAAUAACUUUCAGAAGUGAUUUCUUGCAUGGUUAACACUAGAAAAGUCUUCUGGCAAAAUUGAUAACUCUCUUAGUUCUAAAGGGGUGUUACCAACUUAAAUCAGAGUGCAGCAUUAAAAUCUUGUAACUACUUAGUGCUAGAUUGUGACUGUGGCUAUACAUGGCUCUGUGUGUGAAUUAAUAAACAUGCGACAGAGAAAAAUGUAGAAAUGUUUGAAAUAAAGAUGUGCUGUGUCAUGUAUUAUCCUGAAAAUCUGGGUAAAAGCCUUGAUAGUGCCUCCCCAGCAGAAUGCUGGGUACAUUUUAUGUGGCAAAUUUACCUCUUUGCAGUUGGGUGCUUUCACAUAAUGUGCAGCCAACCUUUUAAGGGCCAAUCAAUGCUUCUCCCAACAAUGCUAAUGGAAAGUGUCAUUGAUUUUUAGUAGGAAAUUGUCUGUUAAUAGUGAAUCCAAAUGUAUGUGUAUAAGCAUGGGGGGAGGAACAUAGAGAAGAAAGUCCAAUUCCAAUGUUCCUGAAUUGCUUCUGUCUGUAGUACACUGGUCUGUUUGUGUACCAACCUUCAGUAUAAAACCAGAAUCGUUAGCUACUGAAGGGGAAAAAAAAAACAACAAAAGAAUCUCUCAAGACUCCUAAGGUAGUAGAAGUUUCUGCAUUUUCACUAACACUGGGAAAAAAAACCAUGAAAAAUAUAAUCAAAUUAAAAUUUAAAUCUGUGUUUAGAGGUUAAAACUAAUUUGUGAGAUAAAAAUAUAUAAGUUAUGAAAACAAAAACCCAAAACAAAACAAAAACCUCAAAAAACCCCAAAAAUUCCAAAACACCACAGGAUUAAAUCCUGCAAACAAGAAAUACAAGAAACAAAAUGAACUAUCUGCUGUCUGAAGAGGAAUGUUGUUCAUGUGCAUCUGGGUAGUACACUAAUGUCUUCUUUAAAAGUUAAAUAUGUGUUGUUGCUUUUUCCAGAAGAAAUUACAGGCUGUUUCUAACAGUCUUUUCACACUGGGUUGCAGAAAAUGGACACAAAUUCCUGCCUAUGGGAGUUAAUUUUGGGAAAAGCCCCUGAUUUCUAGGUCAGUUUAAAACAUGUGAAAGAGCAUUACAAUGAUACAAGUAUUCAGUGCCCAGUGCAGCAUCACCAGUUGAGAAGCUGCCUCAGUAGAAGAUGGGUCCAUCCUUUUUGCCUUAAUCAGGGUAUUGUAGUGUGCUGCCUGGAAAUGGUGAUUUUGCAGAUUGCUGUGCCAGCUGGGAGCUGCAGUGUAGUUCAAAGGGUUCAGAAGGCAAAACCCAAGUUUAAGUAGUCAGUACAGCAGUCACAGACUAGGGAAUGAUAGUGAUUUUAAUGUAUUUACUUUUUCAUAGAGUCCUGAUACAAAACAAAAGUACAUUUCAGAGAGGAGACCCUAAGGCAAAUGGGUGCACAAGGGAGCAUGUGGCUGUGAGCAGAGGUCAUGUAGUUGCACAGAAGUCCAAGUUUGGGUCUAAAGUAGCUUAAGUUCAUUUGCAAGCCAUGGAUAAACAAUAUUAAUCCAAAUCUGGUGAUCCCAAAUGAAGUUGGCAUGUUCCCAUACAUAACACACUUGGAUCUUUUAGGGCAAAGAUCAAACAAAUUCCACAGGAAGGUCUCUUGUGAUACACAGGGCAAAAAGUGUACCUCAAUGUAAUAUUCAAGAGCCAGCCCUUUAUUUAUUCCAACACAGAACAUUAAGCCUGAUUUCUCCAUUUACUGAUGUCUUUUCUUGCAAAAUUUGUCAGAAUUUGAGAUUGUGGCAUGUGGAAACCUGGAAAGUAGUUGGUAGGUUAUUUCUGAGUUUAAAAAACCACAAGCAGUACUCUGGUUUUAGACUGUUAAACACAACCCAAGGCAAGCAAGCUGUGUAACAUAAAAGCUUUUUUUGAAGUGCAGCUUUGAAGUCUAGGACUGACUACAACAAAUCAGUCACCAAAUGCAUGGGAUGAGUUACUUGCAUGUUGGAUUUUGGGAACAAAGAACCUAAAAAAUUACUUUCUGGGCCACAAACUUGCUCUUUCAAAUGAUUACCAGUAUCUGGAAAAUUGUGACCUCUUUGAACUGAAAGUCCAUGUUUGAAACGAUCUAAAAUACUUGCUGAGAAAAGAGGGAAGAAAGUGUCUUGAUAAUAAACUGAAAUGCCUUUCUCAAGUCA